UUGGCUCUUCAUUUGGAAGGCAGAUAAAAUGCCAGGUCUGGAUCUAGAAAGCAGCCUCUGGGGAAAACUGAAGCUCUGCGUAGCCUCAUUAUGGAUUUAAGGAAAACUCUUUAAGCCUUGGGCAAAAACAUUUCAAUUCCUCAUCAAGGCUAAGAGAGGAGAACAAUAAGAAGGGGUUUUUAACAUGUCUGCUAUGGUGUGGUUGUUUUCUAUCUAGUGGGAAUGUAACCCCCAUUAAUCCAUCUCUAGUGCUGGUGCUUCAAUCCAUCGUUACUAUUUUUUGUAAAUUCGUCAAGUGGUGCUUGUUGGAAUAUUAAACCUCCAUGUAUGAUAAUUUGUACCUACAUGGAUUUGAAGACUCGGAGGCGGGUUCAGCUGACUCCUACACUAGCCGACCAUCGGACUCAGAUGUCUCCCUGGAGGAGGAACCGACAGGCGGCAAGCUGGAGAAGGAGCAGCAGGCCACUGUUCAGCUGGAGAAGGCCAAGGCCAAAGCCGUGGCCUUUGCUGUGAAGACUAACGUCAGUUACUGUGGAGCCCUGGAUGAGGAUGUCCCUGUGGCAGGAACCGCCAUCUCCUUCGAUGCCAAGGACUUCCUGCACAUUAAAGAGAAGUACAGUAAUGACUGGUGGAUUGGCCGGCUGGUGAAGGAGGGCUGUGAGAUCGGAUUCAUCCCCAGUCCUCUGAAACUGGAUAACAUUCGUCUACAGCAGGAGCAGAAGAGGGGCACACGCUCUUACGGUAAGUCCAGUGGGAAUUCCUCCUCCAGUCUAGGAGACAUGGUUUCAGGCGGGUUCAAACCCAACCCUCCCUCUGCAGGAAAACAGAAGCAGAAAGUGACUGAACACAUCCCUCCCUAUGACGUGGUCCCCUCUAUGAGACCAGUGGUCCUGGUAGGACCGUCCCUGAAGGGAUAUGAGGUGACAGACAUGAUGCAGAAAGCACUCUUUGAUUUCCUGAAGCACAGGUUUGAUGGCAGGAUAUCCAUUACAAGGGUAACGGCAGACAUCGCUCUGGCCAAGAGGUCAGUUCUCAACAACCCCAGCAAGAGGGCCAUCAUUGAAAGAUCCAACACCAGAUCCAACCUAGCGGAAGUUCAGAGUGAGAUUGAGAGGAUAUUUGAGCUGGCCCGAUCCUUACAGCUGGUGGUUCUGGAUGCUGACACGAUCAACCAUCCGGCCCAGCUCACAAAAACGUCCUUAGCACCUAUCAUCGUCCAUGUUAAAGUGUCCUCUCCUAAGGUUCUGCAGCGGCUGAUCAAGUCGAGAGGGAAAUCCCAGAGCAAACACUUGAAUGUGCAGCUGGUGGCAGCGGACAAACUAGCACAGUGCCCCCCGGAAAUGUUUGACAUCAUUCUGGAUGAGAAUCAGCUGGAGGAUGCAUGUGAGCACCUGGCAGAGUACCUGGAAGCCUACUGGAGGGCCACACACACCUCCCUGAGCACCCCUCUCAACCCUCUGCUGGGCCGCAACCUGGGAUCUACCGCUCUCUCUCCGUACCCCACAGCCAUAACCGGGCUGGUGAACCAACAGGGCCAAAGAAAUACAAACAGGAACAGCAAUCACACAGCAGGAGACCACUCACCCAUCGAGAGACACAGCCUAAUGCCCUCAGACGAGAACUACCACAAUGAGCGGCAGAGGAAGAGCCGUAACCGCCUAUCCUCCGGCUCGCAGCACAGCCGGGACCAGGUCCACUACCCCCUGGUGGAGGAGGACUAUCAUGACCCCUACCAGGACACAUACAAGCCCCACCGCAACCGCAACGGCUCCCCCGGAGGCUACAGCCAUGACUCCAGGCACAGGCUUUGAGCUCAAGACCCUUAUAUCACAUAGGCCUCUCUUCCCUUCACAUUGGGUACGACAGAGCCACAAGACAGCUUUUUCAUUUAAUUGUACUGUAACAACCUUUUUAUAAAGUGUUAGUAACUCGCUUUACCUCUGGCACUGGUUCACACUGGAAACGUGAACAUUGACCAACUGAAAAUCAAAUCUCGACGCCUCCAUUUAAAAAAAAAACUAAAAAUAGGAUGAGGAGCAGAUUUUCUCCAUGUUUUUUUUAAGGGAAGGCCCAACACUGGGCUUGUCUUCUUCUUUUCUAAAAUGGCAGAGACUUGACAUGGCUGGGUGAAAGGGGUGACCAUGUGGUCCUCGGCUCCCUGUUGUCUCAGUGUUAGCAGGGAUAGCUGUCGUGGUGGUCAUGAUGACCCAUCAUCACCUGCCUUGAACCAGUGCCAGGCAGCGCCAUGCAUCACUCGAUCAGCGGUGAACCUCUUUGCAUGUUUCCAGGAGCCAAUAGCAGCAGAGUCAGUGCACUGUAUCUUUAAUUAAUAUCACUAAGUUGUUUGAAAUUGUCUUGGAUGUUAGUGUUUCCAGUCCUGUAGCCUAUAACCUGCUUCUCAGAGCAGACAAAGUUUCUGUUUUGCAAAAUGUUGAGUGAUUAUUUAGGGGGUUUCUGAAUCGGAAUCUUCUAGUUUCCUGGACUUCUAUUCCCUUCUUCUCCUCAAUGAUACUUAGUGCCAUUUGCGACAUGCCGCAUCAGGACAGAAAAUCACACUUUUCUAAGUAGAAUUUGCUGAGCAAGUUUCAUAUAUUGUGCUCUUUCAGGAAAAGGUGCAUCCCUUCUUUAUAUAGUACCUUAACACUCUAGUGUGAGGACUUUGCCUAUCAGUUUAGUAUGUGGAAUCCAAGAGGAAAUAGCCAAAUUCAAGUUAGUAGAUCUCAAGACUAGGCAUCCAAUGUUGAGAAGGGCAAUAUGCCCAUGUGUGCUUAGUUUCAAUUGUUCAAAUGGGUUUCAGAGGAUAGGCUCAGUGAAGAUGGUUAUACUUCCAAUCAGGGAAAUAUUGAUCAUCUGAUUGGUUUACCACAUCCCAUGUUCUGUACAAGCAGCCUCUGAUAGUGAUUUAAUUUGCAUCAUAUUUUCUUCUCUUUUUAACAGUCUUCUUAAUUCAAGUGUAAUAUAUUCAAAGAAAGUCCUGUUUGGCCAGUAAGAAAUACCUGCUGUCCGCUCAGCAAAGUUUCAUUGGUUUAGAAUGAUCAAUGCCAUCAUGUCUUUUUGUCAAUAUACAGUAUGUCAUGGAAUAAUGAUCCAGUGCUGUUAUGUAUGUGUUGUUGCUAUUGAAAAACCAGUAGGACACUGUAGUUGAGUAAGUGACUGUUAUUUAUGGUACUCACAUUUCAACAAUUAAGUUAGUCAACACAUAAGAGGAAGAGAAGGCUUCAGUCUGCUGUGAAGUUAAUGUUAUAUUGUCAGAAAGGUUUGUGAUUCUGACAUCAAACACUUGGUAUUAUUUGCUUUCCAACCAUUGGCUAUUCUAUAUUAAUGCCCCAUUUAAAAGUCUUCCAUAUACUGGCCGUGAAAACAAAAUUAUGUAGUUUUUUUAAAGGACAAUUUUACUAUCCCAAGAAUUUGCGUAUCAUAACACAAAUUACAGCCUUAUUGCUUAACCCAGGCCUUGUGUUAAACUUCUUUCUCUAUUCAUACUUCCUUUCUUUUUUAGCACUGUAGCAAUGGAGUGGUUACUCUCCUAAUCAUAUACAUAUCCUCAAAAUGUAGCAUUUUAGUUAGGAGUUUUUAAGGUCUAUAUGGUUAGCCAAUUAUAAAAGUUAAGUUGUGUAGAGAGUGUGAAGGGUAUAGACUGUGGAGGUGGUGGCUAGAAGUUUAUAAGUUUAAGAGUCAGAUAAUGUCUCUCUAUAUACUAUGAGUUGUGUACCAAUACUGGGUGUGCAUCAUUAUUAUUUCUUCUUCAUCUUUGAAUGCCUUCUUCUAUUGCCAAGACAGCUUGAUUUCUGUUUAUGCUGUAUUCUAUAAAGGCAUGCUCGUAAAGAGAAAAACAAAGAAGACAAACUAAUCUAGAGAAAAAAAGAUAAUUUACUAUGCAAAUGUGUACAGUGCUGCAUGCUGAUGCUUUUCCUUCCUCGGCUACUUAGCGGCUUCAUUGCAGUUCAAUGAUUAUGUUAUUGUGUUAUUGUUAUUUUUGUGAAAGAUGACAUUCAAAAGGGAAAUGCAUAACUGCAUGACUAAUACAACACUUUAAUUCAUCAAGAAGAAAGAGAAAUAUGUUUUAUGGAACAUUGAUGUAUAAUGAGAACCAACUCUAGCUGCAUAAAAAAAGUUACUUAUUUUGUUAAAUAAAUUCGAGCUCUGUUAUAAUGAA
Oncorhynchus masou masou (cherry salmon) is the source of this 4156-nucleotide messenger RNA. RefSeq names its product voltage-dependent L-type calcium channel subunit beta-4-like. Gene Ontology annotation, biological process: calcium ion transmembrane transport. The record is from RefSeq and is a predicted model, not a curated record. Gene Ontology annotation, molecular function: voltage-gated calcium channel activity; protein binding. Lineage: Eukaryota; Metazoa; Chordata; Actinopteri; Salmoniformes; Salmonidae. Bases 324 to 1811 code for a protein of 495 amino acids. Gene Ontology annotation, cellular component: voltage-gated calcium channel complex. The transcript has 13 exons.